Molecule: messenger RNA, 276 nt
Organism: Ascochyta rabiei
Lineage: Eukaryota; Fungi; Ascomycota; Dothideomycetes; Pleosporales; Didymellaceae
Exons: 2
Coding region: 1-276 (91 amino acids)
Source: RefSeq, a predicted model, not a curated record
AUGAUCGCAAUCUCGCUCCUCUGGGUCAAAUUCCUGCGGCUAAAUCUCGAGCUUGAUGCCGAUGCGGGCUGGCGGAUCCUCGACCUCGUUAUAGGCGGCAGCCAACUGCUCGUACAGGGCAUGGAUGCGCGCCGACAAUUAGGCGCUGAUGGCGAUUGUCUCCUCGGCAGGUUUAUGGCACGGCAGUUGCUUCUCUGCAUUUUCAUCUACGAGGAGGAGCGGCAAAGGGAGGAAAUACUGAUUUGGUCUCACGAAGCUACAUAUUUGUUAAUAUGA